AUGUCUCUAGCUAACGAGGCCCUCAAAGCAUACCGUGGUGCUCUGCGCGCUACGUCGAUUGCAUUUCAAGGCGAUCUUGCCACUCUCCAGGCUGCCCGCGCCCAAAUCCGGUCAAAAAUGGUCUUGAAUGUGGAUCCUGACAUGCCAGAGAAGAGCGUUGAGGACAGAAUCAAGCACCUGGACCAGGUUUCUCUGUUCCUGCGUCGCAACAUCGUUCAGGGCAAGAAAGAGGAGGAGGACGACAAGUACUUCCUGAACAUCCACAAUGACACAGAGCUUGGUGACAACGACGACAUCAAGAAGAAGAAGAGAAGUACUUUUGGCGGCCAGAUGGCAGCUGGCGGAGGCUGCUGCGGUGGCGGAGAGAUCAAGAUGAGCGAGAGACGGUCUUGA
Messenger RNA from Ogataea philodendri, 393 nucleotides. RefSeq lists its product as uncharacterized. Bases 1 to 393 code for a protein of 130 amino acids. Gene Ontology annotation, biological process: mitochondrial respiratory chain complex III assembly. NCBI's taxonomy places the organism in Eukaryota, Fungi, Ascomycota, Pichiomycetes, Pichiales, Pichiaceae. The transcript has a single exon. The record is from RefSeq and is a predicted model, not a curated record.